Molecule: messenger RNA, 7822 nt
Organism: Aphidius gifuensis
Lineage: Eukaryota; Metazoa; Arthropoda; Insecta; Hymenoptera; Braconidae
Product: tubulin alpha-1 chain-like
Exons: 3
Coding region: 181-1533 (450 amino acids)
Biological process (GO): microtubule cytoskeleton organization; mitotic cell cycle
Cellular component (GO): microtubule; cytoplasm
Molecular function (GO): GTP binding; structural constituent of cytoskeleton
Source: RefSeq, a predicted model, not a curated record
CUGCAAGGUAAAAUACUAUUACUAUAUAUUUUUAUAUAGUACAAUACUCGACAGAAUCUAAAAGGGUAGCAGUUGCGACGACACUCCCAAAGGUUCAACAGUCGUGUUUAGUGAGACUCCAUCACCAGUAUCGAUUAAACCCUUCUGUUCAACAAACUUUAUUUUGCAAACUCUUCAAAAAUGCGUGAGUGCAUAUCAAUUCACGUUGGACAAGCUGGAGUCCAAAUUGGUAAUGCUUGUUGGGAAUUAUACUGCUUAGAGCAUGGAAUCCAGCCUGAUGGUCAAAUGCCAUCUGAUAAAUCAAUUGGCAGUGGUGACGACAGCUUCAACACCUUUUUCAGUGAGACUGGUGCAGGCAAACAUGUACCCAGAGCUGUUUUCAUCGAUCUUGAGCCAACGGUGGUAGACGAAGUCCGAACUGGAACAUACCGUCAAUUGUUCCACCCAGAACAGUUGAUCACUGGUAAAGAAGAUGCUGCCAACAAUUAUGCUCGUGGUCAUUACACCAUUGGAAAAGAAAUUGUUGACUUGGUCUUGGAUCGGAUCCGUAAACUUGCGGACCAAUGUACUGGUCUUCAAGGUUUUUUGAUUUUCCACUCUUUUGGUGGUGGUACUGGAUCUGGAUUUACUUCUCUUCUCAUGGAGCGUCUCUCUGUUGACUAUGGAAAAAAAUCCAAGCUCGAAUUUGCCAUUUACCCAGCUCCACAAGUCUCAACUGCUGUUGUUGAGCCAUACAACUCAAUCUUGACCACCCACACAACUCUUGAGCACUCUGAUUGUGCUUUCAUGGUUGACAACGAAGCCAUCUAUGACAUUUGUCGCAGAAACUUGGACAUUGAACGUCCAACUUACACCAACUUGAACAGACUCAUUGGUCAAAUUGUGUCAUCAAUUACAGCAUCUCUUCGUUUUGAUGGUGCACUCAAUGUUGAUUUGACUGAAUUCCAGACUAACUUGGUACCAUACCCACGUAUUCAUUUCCCAUUGGUCACAUAUGCUCCAGUUAUUUGUGCUGAAAAAGCUUACCAUGAGCAGCUCUCAGUUGGCGAGAUUACCAAUGCCUGUUUCGAGCCAGCCAACCAAAUGGUCAAGUGUGAUCCACGUCAUGGUAAAUACAUGGCAUGUUGCAUGCUUUAUCGUGGUGACGUUGUCCCCAAGGAUGUCAACGCCGCUAUUGCUACCAUCAAGACCAAGCGUACCAUUCAAUUUGUUGACUGGUGUCCAACUGGUUUCAAGGUCGGUAUCAAUUACCAACCACCAACAGUUGUACCAGGUGGUGAUCUUGCCAAGGUUCAACGUGCUGUCUGCAUGUUGUCCAACACCACUGCCAUUGCUGAGGCAUGGGCUCGUCUCGAUCAUAAAUUCGAUCUCAUGUACGCCAAACGUGCCUUCGUUCAUUGGUACGUUGGUGAAGGUAUGGAAGAAGGUGAAUUCUCAGAAGCACGUGAAGAUCUUGCUGCUCUUGAAAAAGAUUACGAAGAGGUUGGCAUGGACUCGGCUGAGGGUGAGGGUGAGGGUGCUGAAGAAUACUAAGCAACUCAAUAAAAAAAUAAAAAAUACUGCAACCUUCUCCCUGAAUAUGGAACAAAUAAAAAAAAAAACAAAAUUAAUUAUUAAUGUAACCAUGAAUAAAAACUUUUGUAAUAAAAAAAUGUAGUAAUUUGUCAUUGAUAAAUAAAUAUAGAACACAUAUUCAUACUAUUUCCAUGUUGAGUAAUUUUAUUUUAUUAUUCAACACUUGAACAUCCUAUCAAAAUUAUAUGCUUCUCAAGGCAUUAUGAAACGGUUAUUAAGAAUGUGGAAUAUAUAUGUAUAAUAUAUUAGUAUAUAUAACUGAUUAUUAAAUUUAUUACAAGAAACGAUUUUACCAAAAAAAUUAAAUAAAAAAAAACAUUUAAAUUUCAAAGCUUUAUAUUUUUUUUUUAUUCCGGUAUUAUAAUUAUUAUUUUGUAAUUUUUUAAUUAAUAGAUUGUUUAAUUUUAUUUAGAUGAGCGUAAUUGUAUUGCUAUAUACACGAAAAACAAACAUUACAAUAAUAAUAACAAGAAUAAUCCUCAUAAUAAUAUUAUAGAAUUGUUUAUCAAUUUUAGUGUAACACUAACAUCUUUUACUUGAUAUCUCAUUUUUUUUUUUUUAAUAAUUGUUCAAAUUAUUUGUUUAUGUGCUUUUUUUUUACUGUGUGAAAGAACUUUGGGUUUAAAUUUCCACAUUUUUUUUAUUUUCCACAGUGGAUUUAUUUGUCUUUUUCUUAUUUGUUCAUUUUAGAGUAAUAUUGUAUUAUUAGCAAAUUGUAGGGCUUUUUAUAAUCCCGGUCCCAUUAGCUUUGACUUUUUUUUUCUUAAUUUUAAAAUUGAAAGAAAAAAAAGAGAUAUAAUUAAAAUAUUUUUUACCAUGAUUGUUAAAUGAAUGACAUUAUUGCCUCAUUAUUUUGUAUUAUUAUAUUAUAACGAUUUUUUUUUUUUUUUAUCUUGUUUUUAUUUAUUUUUUAGUUUUUUUUUAUUUUAAUAUUUUUGUCUCUUAUAAUUAAUAAAUAUUACAGUGCAUUAUCUAAAAAAAUCUGUCUUUUUUAUGCAUCUUAAACGUUCAAAUACACUUUACUCGAAAUUUACAAUAUUAUUGCCCUUACAAACAUUUAAAUUAUUAUCAAGCCAUAAUAAUAUGUGAUUUAUUUUUUUUUUCAACUUCAUACAAUUAUAUUUUAAUUUAUUCGACAUUUUUUUAUUUUAAUAGUAUAUAUAAGAAGAAUUUUUAUUAUUAUUACUACGCAAAAUAUGCGUGUGCUUGAGACACUAAUAAAGUCAUUAGCAAUUAUUAAUUUUUUUUAUAAUUAAUUAGUUUGUUUUUUUUUAUUUUUUAAAUAAUUUUUGUUCCCGUUUUUCGAGUCGAAUCCCGCGUAUACGAUCGACUAUCUUUGUUUAAAAUUUUUUUUUAUAUAUGUUUAUGUAUAUGUAAUAGAGAUAUAUAUUUUUUAAAUUAGUUUUAUCAGCUGUUUUUUGUUUUUUUUUUUUGCUGUUAUAUCAUUUUUGUUAAAAAAUUUAAUUUUUAUAAAAAUCAAAAUAAGUAAAAUAUUUUAUUUACAAUUUUUUUUUUUCAAAAAUAAAAAAAUUAAAAGGAAAUAUAUUAUUGUAAAUAAUUGCCUAAAAGUUUUUGUAACAAAAAAUUUUCAUCAAGGGAAAAUGUAUUGAUUAUUUAAUAAUAAUUCAACCUAAAAAUAAUAAAAAUUGAUUCUAAAAUAUAUAUAAAUAAAAAAUAAUAGAAAUUUAUUGAGAUAAUUUUUUUUUUUGUUUCUUUUCUUUGUUCAGCUUUCUUAGACAAAUUAAACGGUUUUUUUUUACUUUAAAUAUUUUAUUACAUUAAUUACUUUAUUAUUUUGAAGCUCGAUUAUUGUGAAUUAAUGAAAGGAGUUACAUGAAAGCUCGAUCAACACCUUCAUUAUUACAUUGUAUACAUAAUAUAUAUUUGCAUUCAAGUGAUAACUUUUUUUUUUUUUAUUUAUCAAUCAUGAGAUUUACAACAAUGCUUUAUUAUUUUUAUAAUUAUUAUCACUCAAAACAUCAAAUACACUGAAGAUAUAUAAUAAAAUAUUGAUAAAAAAUAAAAAGCAAAUUAUCUAGAUAAUUUGAGCAACCUAUACUGCAAUAAAAGCAAAACAAUAAUAUCAAUAAUGAACAAAAAGAAAAGUAUUUUAUAAAUAAGUAAACAAUGACAGCGAAAGAAAAAAUAUUGAAAUGUAUUAAAAAAAAAAAAAAACAUUUCAAUAUUUUAUGUAAUUAUUUUUUUAAUAUAUGACAAUUAAUUAACAAUAAAUCUUAUAAAUUACAAGUACUCAACAAUAUUUGAUUAAAAAAUAAAAUGAUACUCUCCUUUCAUCUGGGAUUUUUUUUUUUCUAGCAUUAUUUUUUCCCUUUUUUUGUCUUCAUUUUUCGUGCUCAAUAAUAUUAAUAGCAAUUAUGCAAAUACAAAAUAUAUAUAUUUUAAUGAUUCUUCGAGGAUUUUGGACCCCGAGUUUUCGUUUGCUGUUUGCGCUAUUUGUUUUGUUUUUUGUUCUGUAAUUAAUCUCUCUUCUUCACUUUCUCGACAACCCUAUUCAUUUAAAUCUGUUUUCUACCAUUUCUUUCACUCUUCAUUUGUAUUUUUUUUCAAUUAUACUUUUUAAAUUUAUAGGUAUGUUAUUAUUUUUUUUACGGUGAAUAACAAUUGAUAUGGAUUGAGAAAUUUUUUUAGGUUUCAGUAGAAAUCGAUAAAGCGAAGGAAGAGUUGUUCAAUAAUUUUUUCAAUCAAUGCUGUAAAAUAAAAUUUUUAUAGAGAUAAAUUAACUUUCAUUUUUCAUAUUUAAUAAGAAAAAGAAAACAGUGAAAAUUUUUUAUCAACAAAGUAUACUGAUAAACAUCAAUUUUAUAUAAUAAUUUUUUGUAUCAAUCAUUUUUUAGAAAUUGCAAAAUAUUUUAUAAACGAUUCUUUGAAAAUUAACAAAAAGAUAACAUUCAGCAUUGAUGAAAUAAUUAUGAUAUAUCAAAACAGAUAUAUAUAUAUAUAUUUGUAUAAUAUAAUGAUUUAGAAAUUUUUGUUUGUUUUUUAAAUCUAAUAUAUAUUUUAUUAGUUAGAAUAUAUUUUUUUAUUUUUUUGACCAAUUAAUUUAUGCAAUGGUUUCAAAUAAUAUAGACCAAACAAUUCUACAAUAGAUAUGUUUACGUUUACUACGCAUUUAUAUAGAUAUUUUAUUUUAUCAUAUCUUUAUUAUUUGAGACUGUUCGUAUUCAUUAUUUUUCCAUAAACUUAUAUUAGUUUGUUUUUUUGUUUUUUUUAUUUUUUAUUUCCAGUAAGUAUACAUUAUUUUUUUUUUUAUUUUUAGUUUUCUACUAUGACAUAAAGCACUCUUUCACGCCAGCUGAGUAAUCAUGUUUACAAUUGCAAGCCUAGUGAUAUCACUUGAAUUAUAACUUUUUUUUAAACACUUGGUUUUUAAUAUUUUAUUUUUAUUUCCAUUUUUUAAAUUAAUUUAUAAUUAUUUUUCAUUUUUAUAAUUAUUUUAUAUCAUUUUUAAUCAAUCAUUAAUUUUUCUAUAAAUUAAUGCUUACAAUAAUGAUAAUAAUAGCAGUAUAAUGAUUUUUUUUAUUUAAACUUUUUUUUAAAGAAAAAAAAAUUAAAAGAAGCAAAAGUUUAUCUUCUAACAUGUUAUUUUUAUUUUUUUUUUUUUGUUAUUACUUAUCAAGUUUUUAUAUUAUUAUUAUUAUUGUUAAUUAGUUAAUUAAUUUAUCAUUUUUUCUGACAUUUUUAUUGAACCAACAAUUCACUCAUACUUGUUAAUUUUUUUUAUUUCUAAAUUAUUUAACGUUUAUCUACCCUCUUGCUCCUUUUUUUUAUUAUUAUUUACUUUUUUUUUAAUAUUAUUUUUACAUUAAUAUUGCGUUCACCCAUCAUUAUCAGACUAUUAUUAAAUAAAAAAAAAAAUUAUCAUUUUACCCUGGAUUGAUGUACUUUUUUUUUUUUUUUUUUUCUUUUUUGCUUCAUAAUUAUUAAGCUGAUGCGCGAUAAUAUCGGAAUUUAAAACGUGAUAUACGAAUAAAUUUAAUUAAAAUUUUAUUUUACGUGAGUUAAAUCCGAUAAUCGCAACAUCGAUUUACUUCCUGCAUAACCGAACUCGUGUCGACGGGGUGGUAAUCAUUGGGGAAUAGAUUUUUUUUCUUUUAUUAUUUAGUUUCCUCAAAUAUUAUUAUCAUUGAUGCAUAUAAAUAUUUUGUAUUUUUAUCGUCAUUUAGUUUAAAAGUUAAAAAGAGAAAAAUUGAAAAAACGAAAAAAAAAAAAACUGGAAGAUAAUGCAAAAAAUUGACAAUUCAAAUUAUUUGUAUUAAAAAAAAAAAAAAAAAUCUUUCGUUUGAGGAAGACAAUAGUGACUAAUCAAUAUUGAAAGUAAUUUGUGGUUAAUCCAGAAAUAAUCCCAAAGGGUUAAUAGAAGUUUGAAAUUGAAUAGAUCUUCUUAUCAUUGGUUUGCAAGGAUGGCAAAGAUGAUACUGAUACUCUUGAUUAAUCAGAAAAGAGAAAAAAAAUGUACAUAUAUAUUUAUAAAGUUUUAAGUCGUUAAUCUUCAUUUUCCAAGAGUAAUAAUUACGUAACUUUUAUAAGAGAAAAAAUCAAAUUAAAAAAUUUAAAAAAAAAGUUUUAACAAUAACAAAUUUAUAAUCAAAUAUAAUUUUGGCACAUUUUUAAAUUUAUAUGAUCAAUAAAUAUUUUUCAUUACCCCGACACUUUAAUACUAACAUUACUUGUUUAUUCGACAAUUAUUAUUUGGCACUAUGAUCUGCAAUUUUUUUUUUUCUUUUAUUAAUGCAGAUUAUAUAAUUUUUAAAAAGCAAUUUGGCCAUACAAAAAUAUGGCUUUGUUAAAUUAUUUAAUAGUCAUGUAUUAUUAUAUUUUUCUAAUCGAUGGGUCACGCGUGCGCGCGACGACACCUAAUAUCCUAUAAAAACUAAGUUACUUCUUAGGUGAUUGCCUUGCGUUACGAUAAAAAUUGAAUGACUGACAAGGCCCGAUUAAAAUUAUGAACAUUCAAUUAAGCUAAAGUAAAAAGAAAUUGAAACUAAAUUUGAAAAAGAUUGUUUUCUUGAAAAUAAUACUUUGAAUUGUUUUUUUUUUUUUUUGUUAAUACUAUACAAAAUAAUAAUUGUUUUUUUUUUUUAAAUUUAAAUUAAAGUAUAAAAGUUAAUUUCAUCUUUUGGACCUUGGCAGUAAUCACGCAGUAAGGAUAAGGCCCCUGCACUAACAGAUUGCUCUACGCCACAACGUAAUUACAAGUGUCUAAGUACUUUUGAAAAUAAAAUAGAAAAUAAAUUAAAUUUAUUGAAUAAUUUUUAUUAUUAUUUUUUUAAAAGUAUGUCUUUCAUAGAACUAACAUUGCAAUUAAAUAAAAAAAAAGAAAACAUUUUUUAAUUAAAAGUGUUUAUCAAAUAAAAUUAAUUUAAAUUUUUUUUUUUUUUUUCUUUAAAAUGUGAAUCAAUUUUUGGCACAUUUUUGAGAUUUAAAUUCAUAAAUAAAAAUCAAUUAAUUUGAUAAAGUGUAUAUGUAAUAUAGUUUGAGUAUUAUUAAAAUUUGGUAUAAUGACAAUGCUUAAUAAUUAAAAUUAUCUUUGUUAAUAUUUUAAUUAAAUAAAAUUGACAAAAUAUUUGAUUUUAACAGUCGAAAUUUUCCUAAAAUAUAUUUAUGUUUUUAAAAUGAUAUUUUUUAUCGUUAAGAAAUUUAAAUUUUAACAAGUUAAUACUAAUCAUAUGUUUAACCGGAUAUGUGAAUUUUUCAAUUUCAAUUUGACAUGUUUUAUUUUCUUUAUCAACUAAUUAAUAACUAAUAAUCGAAGAAAAAAAAAAAUGUAUUUGAGAGAUAAUCGAAUGCCCAUAAAAAAGUACAGAGGCCGAUAAAAUUUUAUAUGCCAAACACAUUUUUUAAUAUAAUUUUUUUUCAAGUUUAUGAUACUUUUUUUUUAAAUUGAUAAUUCUUCAUUUUUUUGGCCGUAAGUGUACCUAAUAAUUGUUCAAUUUAAUCAUUCUUAAUUAAUGACUAUAAACCGAUUCUAAUCACAGCGAUAUUUUAUUGUUGAUAUACAUAAUCAUUCAGCAUCUCACUAACUCGUAUUCACUUUUUUUUUUUUUUUUUAUUGUUAUUUUUACUUUGUUUGUUAUAUUUCAAUUUACUCAUUCAAUGAUAUUUUAAUAUAAUUUUAUUUUUUAUAAAAUUGAUAUUUCUGUGGAAAAUUACGGUGAUAAUACCUUGAUGUGGGGAGGACAACUGGAAAUCUACUGAAAUUCGAUAUAAUUUAGUUUUCAUUAUUUGA